AUGACGAUUCAUAUAUCACUGGCAGAUAAUCUGGACUGUACUUUGAAUAUUUUAUUUUACCAAAUACUCCAGAGGAGGUACCAUGUGAACCAGGCUUUUGCUAUUCCGCAAACUCGCUAUUCCGCAGAAUUGAGUACCACUAUUGUCUCGUACCCAUCCGUUUUCAGUCGUUUGACCUCCGUGGGAGCCGCGUCUGAAGACGCGGCUCCCACGGGAGAUCCUGAGCCAAAAGCGGAUGGGAACGAGACAACGAUAUCUGAUUUUGCAUACAGCGGUCCAUUUGAGAGGUUUAAGGCGCACUGGAGCCAUUCUUCUGAACUUCCUGCAGCUGGCCCCUGGCAGCUCUCGUUCGCGCUGGUAACUUCUUCUGCCUAUCGAGUCUGGAACUCCCUCAGGAUUCCUGAAACGCCUGCUGCGUCCAUGUAUCCGAGUUUCACUCAAGGGCUGGCGGUCGCCGACCCAGUAGGGAAGACGAAAGUGGGACUAGCACUUGCUGACGCGGUGGGGAAGACGAAUGUAGGGCUGGCACUUGCUGACCCAGUAGGGAAGGCGAACGAAGGGCUGGCGCUAGCCGACCCAGUAGGGAAGGCGAAAGUGGGACUAGCACUUGCUGACGCGGUGGGGAAGGCGAACGAAGGGCUGGCGCUUGCCGAAGCGGUGGGGAAAACGAACGUAGCACUGGCGCUAGCCGACCCAGUAGGGAAGACGAACGUAGCACUGGCGCUAGCCGACCCAGUAGGGAAGACGAACGUAGCACUGGCGCUAGCCGACCCAGUAGGGAAGGCGAACGAAGGGCUGGCACUUGCUGACCCAGUAGGGAAGGCGAACGAAGGGCUGGCGCUUGCCGAAGCGGUGGGGAAAACGAACGUAGCACUGGCGCUAGCCGACCCAGUAGGGAAGGCGAAAGUGGGACUAGCACUUGCUGACGCGGUGGGGAAGGCGAACGAAGGGCUGGCGCUUGCCGAAGCGGUGGGGAAAACGAACGUAGCACUGGCGCUGCCCGACGCGCUUGGGAAGGCAAUACUGGGCACGCCCGACGCGCUAGGGAAGGCAAUGCUGGACACUGCACUUCCCGAGGCGCUGGGGAAGGUAAUACUGGGUACGACGAUGCCCGACGCGCUAGGGAAGGCAAUGCUGGAUACAGCACUACCCGAUGCGCUAGGGAAGGCGACAGAGCUGGGGAAGGCGUGA
This is a messenger RNA of Coprinopsis cinerea okayama7#130, 1191 nucleotides long. Its product is annotated as vsaB protein. The transcript is spliced from 5 exons. Lineage: Eukaryota; Fungi; Basidiomycota; Agaricomycetes; Agaricales; Psathyrellaceae. Bases 1 to 1191 code for a protein of 396 amino acids. The record is from RefSeq and is a predicted model, not a curated record.